Molecule: messenger RNA, 770 nt
Organism: Cydia amplana
Lineage: Eukaryota; Metazoa; Arthropoda; Insecta; Lepidoptera; Tortricidae
Gene: Mthfs
Product: 5-formyltetrahydrofolate cyclo-ligase-like
Exons: 6
Coding region: 130-717 (195 amino acids)
Biological process (GO): folic acid-containing compound biosynthetic process; tetrahydrofolate interconversion
Cellular component (GO): mitochondrion
Molecular function (GO): 5-formyltetrahydrofolate cyclo-ligase activity
Source: RefSeq, a predicted model, not a curated record
UGCACAUUGCGUGACUGUUUUGGUUCCAUGCCGUAUCGUUUUAUCAUUGGCAGUGGCAGAUAAUUACAAACAGUGUUACUGUUGCAGUGUAUUCAUAACUGUGGUAGCGGGAUCUAGCUACUGUUCACAAUGGCCCCCGGCACGCCCAACCCCGCCAAAAUGCUCCUGCGCAGCGAGAUCUCCUCACGCAUUGCAGCCUUGUCCGCUGAUGAGAAGAUAAGGCAAUCCAAGGUGGUCUACGAAAAGGUUAUUAACCACCCCUGGUACAAGUCGUCGAAACGGAUCGCGUUGUACAUGAGCACAGACCAGGAGGUGGACACCUCGCCGCUGCUGCAGCACGUUAAGGCCAAGGGGAACGCAUUUGUGCCCCAAUACGCUGGAGGGCACAUGAAGAUGCUCCGUGUGGAAGCAGGGGACGAAGCCAGCAUGGACGUCACUAGGCACGGGAUCGCUCAGCACAAGAAGGACGCCGCCAGGGACGACGCCUUGGAGUCUGGUGGCCUGGAUCUCAUCAUCGCUCCAGGGUUAGCAUUCAGCAGAUCCGGAAGCCGACUCGGGCACGGCGGCGGGUACUAUGACCGGUACCUCGCCAGGGUUAGAAGCAACCCUGAAACCGCUCCAAAGGUCGUGGCUUUGGCUUUUAACUGCCAAGUUGUAGACGAGGUUCCCGUAGACGAGAACGACCAAAAAGUAGACGAAGUCAUUGCGGCUGAUUGAAAUGAUCAUAAUAGACAUAAUUUACAAUACUCCAUAGAAAUAAGUGUAACUAC